UUAUGUCAAGUUCUUAGUCUAUAGUAUUUAGUGAUUCAGAUUACGAGAGAUCUCCUAUAAAAAAGGUGAAUAGUGGAAAAGAAAAAGAGUCUGGGCAAAUAAAUAUGUAAUUUAAAUAAGAUAAUAAAAUAGUGUUUCACCUAAAGUUCAGGAGGCAAAUCCAAAAGUACAGGAAGCAAAUCCAAAAGUUCAAGAUACUCUUACAGCUAGAGAAUAUUAUAAUUAAUAACCAAAGAAUACAGAAACCCAUCGAAGAAUAAGUAGCUUAUAUUAUCUAAGAAACUUUUAAAAUUGGGUUAAAGCUGUUUUAAUAAAUGAAUAUAGUUCAGCACUUAAGCAAAACUUUGCUGAUAAAAGAAAUGUAAUCAAAAUAAGCAUAAUACAAGUUAUUAAAUGUUUUCGAGAUGGGUUGUGGUAAGGGUGGCGAUAUGUAAAAAUGGAGCAAGGCAGGGACUGGACUUUGGUUUGGAAUCGAUAUAUCAGGUGAAAGUUUGAAGGAAGCAGAAAGGAGACAUAAAACUUAAAAAGAAGAUAAGAAAAAAUAAAUUUAAAAAAUAUAUUUGAUGGAAACAAAAGCAGAUUUAGAUUCUACUUUGUUUAGAUCCAGACUACCAUAGGAUUUAUAUUUCGACUUUGUUAGUAUGUAAUUUAUGGCAAACUUGUUAUUUUCUUCUGAAUAAGCUGUUGAAAAUAUGUUUGAAGUAUUUUAAACUUUUAUAAUUUUUAGAAUAUUACAUGUAGAUUGACAAAUUAAGGAAUUGUAUUAAUGACAAUAACUGAUGCAAAUGUUUUAGUUAAAAAAAUGAGAGAAUUUACAGUAAAAGACUAUGAAGGUAAUUAUGUAUAUUCAAAAAACCAAUAUUUCUCAUUAAAAUUUAAGAAUCUUUAAUUCCCUAAAAAUAAACCAUUUGGUUAAUAAUACUAUUUUUAUUUGGAAGAUUCAGUUGGAUUUAAAGAAGAUAAUUAAAUUAAAUAUGUACCAGAAUAUUUAAUCGAAUUAUAAGCAUUUGAAUAGAAGGCUAAAGAAUAUAAUCUGGAAAUCAUUGAAAAUUUGAAUUUUAUUGACUUCUUUGAAAAAUAUAAAUAAAAACACUCUAAUUUACUCAAAAUUAUGGUGAAACCUCCAAGUGAUGAUUGGUAUUUCUUUAUAUAAUUUUAAGGAAAAUGCCAUUAGAUUAAUGGGAAAUAGCGCACCUUUAUAGAGUAGUAGUUUUGAGACAUUUGAAAGGUCAAGCAUAAUCGAAAAUUAGAAGACAUCCUCAUUUAACUGAAUUGCCUGAUACUGUACUUGAAUUAGAGAAUGAAUGA
This is a messenger RNA of Paramecium pentaurelia, 1308 nucleotides long. NCBI's taxonomy places the organism in Eukaryota, Ciliophora, Oligohymenophorea, Peniculida, Parameciidae. The record is from the annotation of a GenBank genome assembly.